Morus notabilis is the source of this 1587-nucleotide messenger RNA. RefSeq lists its product as uncharacterized. The record is from RefSeq and is a predicted model, not a curated record. Gene Ontology annotation, biological process: DNA repair; base-excision repair, AP site formation. Gene Ontology annotation, cellular component: nucleus. Gene Ontology annotation, molecular function: 8-oxo-7,8-dihydroguanine DNA N-glycosylase activity. The coding region runs from base 94 to 1512 and encodes 472 amino acids. NCBI's taxonomy places the organism in Eukaryota, Viridiplantae, Streptophyta, Magnoliopsida, Rosales, Moraceae. The transcript is spliced from 5 exons.
UAAGCCUUGGAGCUAAACGACUACACUCUCAGUUGCAUUAGCAAUCCAAACGACAUUUGAAUUAAAAAUCCAGAGACGUCACAUUUACACCUGAUGGAGGUGUCGUUGGAGCUUCCACUCGGCGACGCGGCGGCGACUUUCCGGCUGGAAACAGCCGUCUGCAGCCACGGCCUCUUCAUGAUGGCCCCGAACCAGUGGGACCCACUCUCCAAGACCCUCCUCCGCCCCCUUCGCCUUACCCUCCACCACCACCACUGGAACCCACAACAACAACAAGACGACUCCGUCAUGGCCCGCAUCUCUCAGCCCCACGACCGCCUUCACUGCCUCCGAGUCCUCGUCCACGCCGGAACUCGCUCGCUCACUUCCGACAACAAACAAGCCUUGCUUGCCCAGGUUUCGAGGAUGCUGAGGUUGUCGCAGACGGAAGAGAGGAUAUGCAGAGAGUUUUCCGAGGUUUAUGGAUGUGGGUCCGGUUUGGGAAGAGUGUUUAGGUCUCCGACUUUGUUUGAGGACAUGGUCAAGUGCAUUCUUCUCUGUAAUUGCCAGUGGCCGAGGACUCUGUCCAUGGCUCAAGCGCUUUGCGAUCUUCAGCGGGAGCUGCAACUACAAUCUGUACCUUCUAAGACUGUCGAUUUUGUUCCAAAAACACCUGCAGGGAAAGAACCCAAGAGAAAGGUCGAAAAAUUGAAAGCGUCUACCUGUUUGACUUCCCAGUUUGAUGCACAAAGCAACGAAGGGCUGGAAUCACAUUCCAAUGACUUGUCCAUCGACAUAUCUCAACCUACUCCAAGUGCUCAGAAUUUGAGCCCCUCGAGCUUACUUUCUGUUCCUAUGGAAAAUGUUACGUGCGAGGAAUCUUAUGGAGUUGAUUCGGCUUCUCUCUGCAAUCCUCAGAUUUUAAGGGACCGUGAAUUUGAAGGGACUGGGGAUUUUCCUACUCCAACUGAACUUGCAAAGCUUGAUGAGAAGUUCCUAGCUAAGCGCUGCAAACUUGGGUAUAGAGCCGGUAGGAUACUGAAGCUGGCUCGGGGCAUUGUAGAGGGAAGAAUUCAACUAAGAGAAUUGGAAGAAACUUGCAUGGAAAGAAGCUUAUGCAGCUACAGUAAGUUGGCUGUACAGCUGAGACAAAUUGAUGGAUUUGGUCCUUUUACGUGUGCCAAUGUACUCAUGUGCAUGGGAUUUUACCACGUUAUUCCAUCCGACUCCGAAACCAUCAGGCAUUUACAACAGGUUCAUGGUAGAAACUCUACCGUUCGAACGAUCGAGAGAGAUGUUCAACAAAUUUAUGCAAAGUAUGAGCCAUUUCAGUUCUUGGCGUAUUGGUCAGAGCUGUGGCACUUCUAUGAGAAAAAGUUCGGCAAGAUUAGUGAAAUGCCUUGUUCUGCAUAUAAACUUUUCACUGCUUCUAACAUGAAAACUAAGGCAGAACGUCCAAAUAAUAGGAAGAAGACAGCUGAUAAGCCUCCUAUCCGUUUUACUUACGCAAGGCGUGCCAAGCACGUGACCUAGAUUAUGUGUGAUCUAGUGCAGGGUCUUUUGGUGGGGCAAUUAUGGGAAUGUGUGUUGUCGUUAGGAAUUUAUUAG